AUGAGAACAUUUAUUAAUUCACCAUUAGAUCAAUUUGAGAUUCAGCUAGUAAUAGGAUUUCAACUACCAUUAAUGAAUUUAAGUAAUUUAAAUAUUACAACAUUUACUAUUUUUAGUAUAAUUUUAUUAAUUGUUGUAUUAUUUUUAUAUUUAUUACCUAAUAAUAAUAUUAUUGGUAAUAAAUGA
Molecule: messenger RNA, 186 nt
Organism: Arxiozyma heterogenica
Lineage: Eukaryota; Fungi; Ascomycota; Saccharomycetes; Saccharomycetales; Saccharomycetaceae
Exons: 1
Coding region: 1-186 (61 amino acids)
Source: RefSeq, a predicted model, not a curated record